CUCCCAGUCGCUUUUUGGGCGUAUUUGAGUAAACUGCAUUGCAAAAUAUAUAUAAUAAUAAAAUGUGCCUUAGCGACAAAAUUUGCAACUUCUUUGUUGAAAGCAACAUUGCAGAUGAUGCAGCACUACAAAGUUACAGCCCUACAAAUCAUUUUGGCAUUGCUGACUACUGUGUCUUCGGUGGGAUGCUGCUCAUAAGCACCAUGAUUGGACUUUACAAGAGCUCAUCACAGAAAAACACAGUUGCCCAGUUCCUGACUGGGAGGGGCAAGAUGUCCACUGUGCCUGUGGCUAUUUCCAUGCUUUCUGGUUUUGUUUCAUCAAUAACAUUGAUGGGCCAGCCUGCUGAGGUUUAUUUGCACGGAGCGCAGCCAUGGCUGUUUGGAGUUUCCUCGUUCCUUCUCAUACCGAUCGUCGGAUGGGUGCUGAUCCCGAUGUUCAGAGAGAAGCAAUAUGUCUCUGCCUACCAAUACUAUGGUGAUCGUUACAACAGGUGGCUGCAGUUGGUCGCUGCAGUUAUAUUCACACUACAAAUGAUCAUUUACCUUGCGUUAGUCUUGUAUGCCCCUGCAUUGGCUAUGUAUCAAGUGACAGGCCUUAACACGAUGGUGAUGGUUACAAUAAUGUAUUUAGUCUGUAUUGUUUACACAACAGUGGGCGGGAUAAAGGCAGUUGUCUGGACGGACUGUUUCCAGGUGUUGGUGCUUUCGCUCUCUCUUAUUAUAGUCCUGGCCAAAGGGACUGCAGACAUUGGUGGAUUCAGUGUUAUCUGGGAAAGGAAUAAAGCCACCGACCGAACAACAUUUUUCAACUGGGAUAUUUCAAUGACUGAAAGAUACACAUUCUGGUCAUCUUUUAUUGGUUCAGGAUUCCUACAUAUGACGACUUACGGUGGAAAUCAACUACAGAUUCAGAGAUAUUUAACUGUUAAGUCAACUUCUGAAGCUAGAAAAAUGCUAUGGAUAAAUAGUAUUGGGUGGACAAUAGUAAGUUUCAUGUGUGUCUAUGCAGGGAUGCUAAUUUUUGCAAAUUUCAAUGAAUGCGAUCCUCUAACUACACAUAGGAUUGAAAAGGCAGAUCAGCUUUUCCCACUUUACGUUAUGGAUGCGCUUUACAAUUACCCUGGCUUUCCAGGUUUAUUUAUAAGUGGAAUUUUUAGUGCCGGUUUAAGUUCUGUUUCCACUGGGAUGAAUUCUCUUGCUGCUAUAUGGUUCGCCGAAUUUGAGUCUACAGCCUUUAGAAAAAACAUGUCUGAAACCCAGGGGACAUUAUUUGUCAAAUGUCUUGCUUUAUUAUUUGGAAUUUUAUCUUAUUUAGUUGUAUUCAUGGUCCCUUACAUGGGAAACCUUGUGCCUUUGGCUAUAUCUCUUUCAAGCACAUUUGCUGGCACACUUCUCGGUUUAUUUCUGUUGGGAGUAACCUGUAAAGCGGCAAACACUUGGGGAGCAUUUACUGGUAUGAUGUCAAGCAUUCUCUUAUUGUGCUGGUUUGCUGUCGGUGCGAUGGUCGCAGAAAGAUCAGGAAUGAAGAUACAUCCUCCAAAGCCACUUUCUGUAGACAACUGUAGUCUGCCGUUCAAUGGCACAAUAAUCACACCGAGCACUGAAGAGGCAUUUAUUCUGUACAGAAUAUCUUAUACUUGGUAUGGGAUGAUAUCGAUAAUGAUGACAUUGAUCGUUGGCGCUUCUGUAAGUCAUGUAGAGCAAUUUAUCUCAAGACUAAUGUGCAAUAAGAGAAGAUCUGAUAACAACAGGAAUGAUAUAAAUGUGAACAAUUUACUACUGAAUGAAAAAGAACUUAAAACUAUAAUUUCUUCAAGCAGUAAAACACUGCAGAAAAAUAAUUAAUUUUUUAUGUAUGGAAGUUGUAACUUGUUGCCAAGUAUGUUUGCUAAGUUAGAUUUUACGUAGUUUUUUUUAUGAAUGUAAAAGAAAAUCAAAUUUCAAUGGGUUGUAUUUAAAAAAAGAAAAACGAAGAGA
Molecule: messenger RNA, 1979 nt
Organism: Cimex lectularius (bed bug)
Lineage: Eukaryota; Metazoa; Arthropoda; Insecta; Hemiptera; Cimicidae
Product: sodium-coupled monocarboxylate transporter 1-like
Exons: 14
Coding region: 63-1847 (594 amino acids)
Biological process (GO): transmembrane transport; sodium ion transport
Cellular component (GO): membrane
Molecular function (GO): symporter activity
Source: RefSeq, a predicted model, not a curated record